Messenger RNA from Carassius gibelio (silver crucian carp), 2721 nucleotides. Its product is annotated as leukotriene B4 receptor 1-like. Gene Ontology annotation, cellular component: membrane. NCBI's taxonomy places the organism in Eukaryota, Metazoa, Chordata, Actinopteri, Cypriniformes, Cyprinidae. The record is from RefSeq and is a predicted model, not a curated record. Bases 178 to 1290 code for a protein of 370 amino acids. Gene Ontology annotation, biological process: G protein-coupled receptor signaling pathway. Gene Ontology annotation, molecular function: leukotriene receptor activity. The transcript has 5 exons.
CAGAAUGUAGAAAGAGCCACAGAAAUAUCUUGACUGUAGAGAGGAAGGACAGACAGAUCAGUGAGAUCACCAGGGAACUGAAUUGCAUGUGGAGGAAGUAAGAAAGAAAGAAAAGGGGACGUCUAAACUUAGCUUUCACUCAUAGCUGUAAACCACUGGAAGUAUAAGAUUGCCAAGAUGGAUCCAGUAAACUCUAACACAACUAAUGGAAGCGAGACGAUCUUGAGCAACACCAGUGGAGCGGUCACUGGCACGUUGAUCCUUGGCCUUGUGUUCCUCCUCGGCGUCCCCGGGAACGUCUUCAUCAUCUGGAGCAUCUUGGCUCGAGCGCGGCGUCGCUCCAUCACCAUCCUUCUGAUCCUGAACCUCGCCUUCGCCGAUGGCUUCCUCAUGUUGCUGACGCCUUUCUUCAUGGUUUAUUUGUUUCAGCGCAGUUGGAUCUUCGGCUUAUUGCUGUGCAAAGUCCUGUUCUACCUCUGCUGUGCCAACAUGUACGCUUCCAUAUUUCUGAUCAUGCUGAUGAGUCUCCACAGGCUGGUGGCAAUAGUGUGGCCGAAGAGUGUUGGUGUGCUGACGGACCGCAGGAUGCUCACGCAGCUGCUGGCAGGACUCUGGGUGCUCGCUUUGGGACUCUCUGUGCCCGUUUUGGUUUUCAGGAACAUCAAAGAGGUCAACAAAGAGUCUCAGAGUCUUGUGUGUGACUGCUUUCAUCCACAACCACGAUAUGAGGUGAUGCAGUAUGGUAUGGAAACAUUACUGGGCUUCUUGUUGCCAUACGGCGUGAUCAUAGGCAGUUACGUGUGCAUCCUGCGCAGAAUACGCAAGACACGCUUUCGCAGACGCAUCCGGAGCGAGAAACUGAUCCUGGUGAUCAUCAUCUCCUUCGGACUCUUCUGGCUGCCGUACCACAUCAUUAACAUGGUGCAGGUGGCUGCUGCUUUAUAUCCAGAAGAUUCUCCCACAAAAAAAAACCUAAAACACAUCAGGGCGAAGAUGCGAGCACUCACCUCUACCGUGGCCUUCGUCAGCAGCUGCAUAAACCCCGUCCUCUACACCUUCGCUGGGAAGUCGUUCAUCCGGCGGGAGGGCCUGGCCUUCAUGGCACGGCUGUUCGAUGGAACGGCGCUGGAAACGACGCGAAGGACCCGGCGCAGCAACCAGAACAGCCGCGAUCGAGAGAAAGACACCGAUGAAGGAGAAAGUCUCAAAGACAAAGACUCGGAUUCCACCACCACCCCCACUAAUGCAAACUCGGUUAAUAAAGUUGUGCCACAGAAAAAUGGUAAGUGAGCAUCUGGCUGCGGCGUGUUAAGGGGAACUCAAUCUACAGUGAGAGCGUCGGGCUGUGUGUUGUUCCAGUGUUUCAUGGUGGGUAAAUCAGGACAGCUUGUGCUUUUCUAACAGAGGGAGGUCAAUCCAAGCUUAUAUCAUAAAAUACAAACUGUACCAAUUGUGUACCCAAAAACAAAAGAGAACUAAAGACUCAGUGUCAAACCAUCACCAGACCGAGAACUGAGACGGCCACACAAGUUUUACACAUUGACUAAUGGGCUAAACAAGGAACAGGAUCUAACUUCUAAAACAUGACAAAGAAAGCCCACAAAUCCCACCUGGGAUACUUCAUGUGUUUUUCCACUAGAGGGCACCACACAACUGAGAGAGAGCUGAACCAUUCAGAUCAUGCCAGAGUAAGACCACCUGCAUGGAGGGGUCCAGCGAUUCAAGACUGAGAGGGUAAACGUUGGGUUGACACUGAAAUCAAGAGAGAACCUAGUAUCCAAGUCCUGUUUUCUUUUCAAAUUAAUUUCACUUUUCCAUGACAUUUCCAGCAGUGCAUGGUCAACUUUUAAGGAUUUUGUUACAAGAUUUGACAGGUUGCACUCAAAUAGAUACUUUACAACUGUAUUAUAUAUACAAAUAAAAAUACAUUGAAAUUGCCAUGACAUUUUGAGUGAACCCAUAUGACAGUAAAGGAGGGUGAAUCAGGCUGUGAGACUUUUUUUUGGUCAUUGCAACAAUGAAUGAGGUAAAUCAAAGUUUAAAGAUUUAUGUAUUUACUUAUGUCUGAACCAUUAAAAAAAAUAAAUAAACAUACUAUAUUAUCAGUCAUAUUAAAUGCAAUGAUUUCGUGUUAAAGGGACAGUUUACACAAAAAUGAAAAUCACCCCAUGAUUUACUCACCACAAGGGGUGUAGGAUUUUCUACUUUCAGAUGAAUGCCAUCUGAGUUAUAUUAAAAAUGUCAUGGCUCUUCAAGCUGUCUAAUGGCAGUGAAUAGUCAUCAACAUUUUUAAGCAAAAUAAAUCCAUUCAUCAUGAAAUAUCCUAUAUCAUCCGCUGGAAUGCCACUCUAUCAUUGACGCGCGUCAUAUAUGAAUGGCUUUAAGGUGAGAGAAUCUUGGGGUAAUUUUCAUCUUUUUAUGAACUAACCCUUUAAAUGUGAAGAUUACGAUGCAUGUCUCCCAUGUGUGCUCACGUUUGAGUUUUGGGAUUACAGGGAGCUUUAGAGAUCAAAUAAAAAAAAUUAAGCACUUCGAUUAUGAUCAGUUGAACUUUUGUAAAUACCAGUCUUGUGGCUUUAAUAUACAGUAUGUCAUAAAAUGUGUGUGAACUGAUCAGAUGUUUAAUAAUGUUCAGAUUGUACAUAAAGUGUAAUGAUGAAUAAUGUUAACAGAUGUAAAUUCUGAAAAUGAGGAAAUGAAACCUGACUCUCAAUAAAUCGA